Cantharellus anzutake is the source of this 1377-nucleotide messenger RNA. RefSeq lists its product as uncharacterized. Gene Ontology annotation, biological process: purine nucleobase catabolic process. The record is from RefSeq and is a predicted model, not a curated record. Gene Ontology annotation, molecular function: allantoinase activity. Gene Ontology annotation, cellular component: cytoplasm. Lineage: Eukaryota; Fungi; Basidiomycota; Agaricomycetes; Cantharellales; Hydnaceae. The transcript has 7 exons. Bases 218 to 1147 code for a protein of 309 amino acids.
UUCCACGGGAAAGAUCGUGAAAGUCGCACCCGAGUUCCACGAUACGACUCAUGAUCCUCUAGGUCAGCAGGAUCAUGUCGAUCUCGGUGACAAGUAUCUUCUUCCUGGCCUCGUUGAUCCUCAUGUUCAUUUGAACGAGCCAGGGAGAACUUCAUGGGAAGGUUUCGAAACUGGUACCCGCGCCGCGCUGGCCGGAGGAAUCACCACUCUGAUUGAUAUGCCACUGAACUCCAUUCCCCCUACCACAACUGUCGGGAAUUUGGAAACAAAACGUGCUGCCGCCCUGGGCCAGUGUUGGACGGACGUGGGUUUUUGGGGAGGCGUAAUUCCCGGAAAUCAGGGGAAUUUAAGGUCUCUGAUCGACGCAGGGGUCAAGGGCUUCAAAUGCUUCAUGAUCGAAAGUGGUGUCGAGGAAUUUCCUUGUGUCUCCGAGGACGACCUCAAUAAAGCAGCGCCCGAAAUAGCAGGACGUUCCGUACUCCUAUUUCACGCCGAAGUUGACGAUUCCUCAAACCACUCCGAUGACGACCUGACAGAUCCCAACCCUGACCGUACCUCGUACACGACCCUCCUCAAGCGAUUCCCCCACCUCGACGCGCACAUCGUCCAUCUGUCCACUGCUGCUGCUCUCCCUCUUAUUCGACAAGCUAAAGAAGCUUCGCUCAAACUCACCGUCGAAACAUGUUUCCAUUACCUCUGCCUCGCAUCUCAUGCCAUUCCAAUGGGCAACCAGAAUUCAAAUGCUAACAACCAAGAUGAACUCUGGGCCGCUCUCGAUAGUGGGCUUAUCGAUUGCGUCGUCUCUGACCAUUCCCCUUGUGUUGCAGAGUUGAAGAGGAGCGUAACUGCAAGUGGGGACGGCGAUUUCAUCUCUGCUUGGGGCGGCAUCUCAACACUUGGCUUGGGCUUGAGCUUGUUGUGGACAGAAGGGGUGAGAAAAAGGCAAAUCAAGCCUGGAAAAGUUGUCAGAUGGAUAAGUGAGGCCUCCGCGAAGCAUGGGAGAAUUAACGAUACGAAGGGAUCCAUCGCGGUGGGGAAGGAUGGAGAUUUGGUCGUUUUUGAUCCGGAAGAGCAGUUCAUGCUCACUCCCUACGCCGGAUCGCACGUUUACGGGCAAGUCAAGCAAGUAUACAUCCGUGGAAACUAGUUUUCGACGUGCUGCUCAAGGAUGGCGGGUUCCGUGGGUUGGAGAAGGAAGGUCAGUUGAUUUAAGGUGACUUGACCUAAGGCACUGCGGUCCUUGAUUUCGAAACCCUCGGUUCCAAUGGAUCCAGGAGAUGCUGUAUGAACGUUCAUUGGACUCUAAUCCUGCUACAAUGUUUCCCAAUGCUACAACUACCAAUGUACAAAACGAGGCGAAGAUCACUGUACACAACC